Messenger RNA from Silurus meridionalis, 3500 nucleotides. It is a transcript of the gene txndc11, whose product is annotated as thioredoxin domain containing 11. NCBI's taxonomy places the organism in Eukaryota, Metazoa, Chordata, Actinopteri, Siluriformes, Siluridae. The record is from RefSeq and is a predicted model, not a curated record.
CUCCUCCAACAGUAACGCGGAAGUACUAAGUCUACGUGGGGUAGUGAGGUUGGUCCGGUGUGUGUGUGUGUGUGUGUGUGUGUGUAAGUGUGUGUGUGUGUGUGUGUGUGUGUGUGUGUGUGUGUGUGUGUGUGUGUGUGUGUGUGUGUGUGUAUGUUUACUUCACUGUGUGUGUGAGUGUGUGUGAGUGUGUGUGUGAGAGAGAGAUGUUAUAAAUGAAGGGAGCGGAGGUAGUGCGGGUGGUUCGGGAUCAGAUGGCGCGGAGACCCGGCAUGCUGUGUGCUGUCCUGCUGCUCACCUGCGCGCUCAUCCUCGCUCUCACACUCAGCUGCAGUCGAGCUAAGAGCAUGGUGGCGCUGGCCCGUCCCCCGGUGCGGUUCCUGUCCCAGUCUGUCCCGUUGGUGGAUCUUUAUCUGGGUCAGCAGGACCAGGCAGAGAAGUUGAUCGAGGGAUCUGAUGUGAGUGUGAUUUUCUACUACGCUCCAUGGUGCGCUCACUCCAUCGCUGCCAGGGAGCACAUCCAGCAGGUGGCGCUGCACCUCGCCAAUCAGGUCCAGUUUGUGGCGGUGAACUGCUGGUGGCAUCAAGGAAAGUGCCGGAAACAGCAGAACUUUUUCCAGUACCCAGUUCUUCAUGUCUAUUACAGGAGAUUUGGUCCUAUUCCCUAUAAAGGUCCAUUAUUAGCUGAAUAUAUGGGUUUCAUACGUCGAGUCUCCGCCCCCUUAACAUACCUGCCCUCUCGCUCCGCCCUCCACACCUUCUUAUCUCACCAUCAGCCAGGUGUUGUGGGUUUCUUUGACUUUAACUCGUCCCCACAGCCACCUGGUUACCUCACCUUCCUCACAUCCGCACUGCACAUACUCAGAAAAGACCCUCAGGGGGUGGUACGUUUCGGUGUUGUGACCAAUAGGAUGGUGGCAGCAGGCAUGUGGGUGACAGAAGAUCAGAGUGUGUAUCUGCAUCGCCGAUUCAACACCUCACUGGUGUUCCCUCACUCUGAGAGGAACUUCACUGCUGAGAACAUCUGUAACUGGGUGUUUGAGAACAAAGAGAGCAUCAUCACCUGGAUUCAGCCAAUCGGUGAGAAGAGCCAAUGCUUGGAGGCGGAGCUACGUAAAGGCCCCGCCCUGCUCAUGUUUCUGCCACAGAGUCCUUUCUCAGCUAGUCAGAUUCUGUCUGAGGUUGCUGAUGUAGCAUUGAGUUAUCACUCGUGUUUAGCUCACAGCGUCUCCUCCUCUGUCUGGUCACCGUCUGGUUCUGUCAUGUCUGAGCCAAAGUGCUGCAAGUCUGUGCACAUAGCCGCUAACCCGAACACUAAGGUGUGUGAGGUGUGUGUGAGGUCUGCGUGGGAACUUGAAGCGGCUCUCGACUCAUUCCUGCUCAGCACCUUGUCCACGGCGUGGUCCGUCUGCAGGAACAGCCAGCGCAGCUACAGCACGCUCCAUCAUUACACCGCCUGCUGUAGGACCCUCACACACAGGUUACACCCCCUGCAGGAUGAGGGCGGAGUCACAGGGCUGCACUGCCGCACCAAUAUGACGCUGCGAUUUUAUGCUCUGGACUCACGUGUGGCCUGGAAGCUGGCACUGAGACUCGGAGCGAGCGGAAACCACAGCACACACUCAAACACACACACCUUCACCACCAUUGUCAACCUAAAGGACGACACGCACUACGUCCUGCAGGACACUGGGAGAGACCAGGCGGUUUAUCCUGAAUUUCAGCACCCCUAUAGUCCACUCCACAGACACUUGGUGGGAGUGAGUGAAGCUCCCCCACAGUCCCUCAUCCAGGAAGUGACCACUCAGUCCUUCAAGUCCAUAGUGAUGGAUGUAGAGGGGGAUGUGUUGUUGUUCUACUACACAGGAUGGUGUGGGUUUUGCACGGUUCUUAAUCAUGUUCUCCUGCGUCUAGCUCGACUUUUCCAGGGAAACAGUGCCUUCACAUUGGCCAGGGUGAACGUAGGUGUUAAUGACCUGCCCUGGGAGUUCAUGGUGGACCAUCUGCCUACCUUCCUGUUCUUCCCCAGACACAGGAAGCAGAUGAGUGUGAAGUUUCCGGAGAACAGUGUCACGCUUCCCAAUCUAGUUCGCUUUAUCCUAAACCAUUCUAGCCCCUCCCCUCAGGAAAGGGCAGGUCCCAAGGCACUGUUAGAGGCGGAGCUUCGUACCCUGCAGAGUGAGGUUGUGUCUCUGCAGCGUGCCCGUGAGAAGCUGUCUCAGCAGCUGGCAGCUCUGUGGAGGGAGAACCGACGCCUGGUGCUACACACUCAGGAGCUGCAGUUCCACAACGCCGAGCUGCAGGAGCAGAGCGUCCGGCUCGAGACUCUGUACCAGGAGAAAAGCAGACAGCUCACCGAGGCAGUGAAAAAGCUGCAGGAGCUCGCAGACGCCUCUGAGGAUCUGCUGAAGGAGAACUCACUGCUAAAGGUCCUGCUCACCGUUUUGAGGGAAAAGGGCAAUGGGGGUGGGACAGGGGGCGGAGUUUGGAUAGAGAGAAUGAGGAGACUGAGGAUGAGGAACAGGACGUCUCCUGACGGCUCAGGAGGGUGAUAAUUUUGGAUACUAUCACAAGAAGUCAUUGCUCUGUUAGAGAGCGUGAGUGUUAAGACAUUAAAUAUGUGGGAAACACUGCCACCUGGUGGACCAGUCUAAAAUACUGUGUGUGAAGGUGCUGUCACUGUGUGGCCACUUGGAGAAUUACAGCGAUCAUUUGAAUGCAAAAAUGUAAAGGAAAGUGCUGCCUACUAGUGGUGAGAUAAAAAAGUUCAAUAAUUGAAUUCAGAAAUAGGAAUUUAGAUGAAGGUUCUUCUGUGUGGUGGAAGCAUUAGGAAAUUACCCUCUGCUCAGUCUUUCUAUUGUUCCAAUCAUAAUUUAUUCCUUUCACCCCAACUCACAUUUCUCCCUUGUCUCAGGGUAACAUUGUGCAAAAUGGUUACACUUGUCCAUUAUGUUUCACACACACACACACACACACACACACACACACACACACACACACACACACUACUGCUGCCAUCUUGUGGAAAAGUUACAGUUGUGUCCACUCUGAUGUAUUCGCUGUUGUAUUCGAGGAGUGUGACACCCAGUGGUCGCAGUGAGUAUUACAUUCAGGCUGUGUGUGUGUGUGUGUGUGUGUGUGUGUGUGUGUGUGUGUGUGUGUGUGAAUGAAACGAUAAUCACAGAAGGGGUGUGUUAGUGAAAGUUGUAGGAGACGUGCUUUUAAUUAGCCCUCACAUUAUGGUUCUGGACGUCUCCUGGAUGACAUCUGGAUGGGUUGGUGUCUUCUGGAGCCAGGACAUGUUCAGAUGAAGUGAUCCUCCUGAGAAUAUAUUAGUGUUUGUAUAAUUGUUGGUAUUUUUCUGCGAUACAGCUCUUUAUUUUUACACUGAACCUCAGGUCCGUAGUCGGCGUGGGAUUGUGCAGAACGAUGUGCUGCGCUCAGUUUACACACGUAUUGUGUAGAUUUUUGUACCCAAUAAACAAUGAUGCAUUUCUUCA